AUGGUUGAUGGAGGACAAAACGAAAGUAAACAUAAUUAUAUUGUAGAAAAUUGAUAAUUUUAGAUCAAUAAACAUCUAUAGUGUUUUGCGAAGAGGACAGAAAUGGUAGACGAACGGAAACGCCUGUUGCCACCGAGAAUAAACGAUUCUGAAGAAGACCACUCGAAUAGUUGCUUAUUUAGCUGCCUGAGCAAAUAUAAUUUGAAAUGCACUUCAAAAACAGCCGUAUUAGUAUGUGUAGCCCUGGAACGAUUGGCAUUUUACACGAUAUCAGGAAAUCUCGUUUUAUUUCUGAAUGGAACGCAGGCAUACAAUUGGACCACUUCUCAAGCAAUGACUGCAUCCUAUGCGUUCUUGGGUGUGGCAUGCAUUUUUUACUUCCUGGGAGGAGUGUUGGCAGACAUUAUCCUUGGACGCUUUUGGAUGAUUCUUAUUGCAUUUGCUGUGUACAUCAUUGGAUAUGCUGGUCUUCCAGUGCUUUCCCGACAAGACCCGAAUAACUUAACUACAUUAAAUUGCACAUUGAAUGGGAACCCUCACGAAACUUGCCCAAUCCUUGUAUAUGUAGCACUAGUCAUUAUUGCUGCUGGAACAGGAUUGCUUAGGGCAAAUGUUGCCCCCUUUGGAGCAGAUCAGUUACAAGGUGAUGACCCCAAGGAAACAGCGAUCUUCUUCAACUGGUACUAUUGGUGCAUUAAUGUUGGAACACUAGGCGCUCUCGGAGGUAUAGCAUAUAUGCAACAGCAGAUGACUCGUGGAUUCUUUUAUGGAUUUAUUGUUGGGGCUGCUAGCCUUGUUCUUGGACUUGCAGUUUUCCUUACAGGUUCAUGCUCAUACAAAUAUAAAAAACCUAUUGGAAGUGUGUUCAUAACCAUCUUCAAGAUCAUUCGUGAAGCAAGAAGAAUAAAACAAAGGAAAAGAAAAAAUGUGGCAUUGCCCCGUGGGUUAGACAUUUCAAGGGGUAAUUCUGAAAAAGAGCAAGAACAAAGGCCGCUGAGUUUCUUGGACUAUGCCAAGUUCAGAUAUGGAGGCAAUUACCAUGAUUACGAUGUUGAUGACAUUAAAAAGUUGGGGAAGAUUUUGGUUGUGUUUUCUGCUCUCAUUCCAUUUUGGAUGGUGUAUUAUCAGAUGGAGACAUCCUUCCUGGUUCAGGGCCUUCACAUGAAGCUGAUCGUCAAUGCCAACCAUACCCAUCACUGCAAUGUGUCACCAACAGAUGUAUACCCACCAUCAGAUAAUAAAGAUGACAAGACUUACUAUAAUAAUCAGCACUUUAGUAUAGCGGUGGCCUGGCUGUCCUUGUGUGAUGUCCUGUUGCUGAUCCUCCUGAUCCCCUUCAUGGACAGGGUGGUCUACCCCUGGAUGCAGGGCAAGGGAUGGACGUUCACCAUGAUCACCAAGAUUCUGGUCGGCUUUGUGUUCGCGUUCUUUGCUGUGAUAGCAGCUGGCUUGUUGGAGUGGAGACGACUUAAUGUCUACUGGGACAAUGGGACUGACUCGUGCUGCUAUGAUGUGGUCCCUCAACAGUUCUCACGUGGCGUUGUGUAUUAUGCUGCAAACCUCAGCAUUUUCUGGCAGGUCCCUCAGUAUGUACUGAUUGGCUUCAGUGAACUCUUCACAAGCAUUGCAGGUCUAGAGUUUGCCAGUAUGGUAGCCCCUCGCUCCAUGAAAAGCAGUGUGAUGGGCUUGUUCUACUUCUUCUCGGGCAUUGGCAGUUUCCUGGGCUCCGCAGUUCUGGCCAUGUUUCAGGGCGUCUGGUUCUCUUCAGCUGACCAUGGCAAUAUCAACAGCAGACAUGGCUGCUACGGGUUAGAAGGAUCAUCUAAUCUUGACUAUUAUUUUUUUUUGUUAGCUGGAAUUCAACUUUGUGGAAUAUUGUUUUUUUUAUUUAUUGUGAAAAAGCUGAGACUUUCAGAAGACCCCGUCAUUGCUGGAAUUGAGACAGAGAAAGAGCAACCAAGGCUGCCCUCUCGACCUAGCAGCAGACUGAGUUUUGGACGGGGCAGGAGGAGAGACUAUGGCUCGGACAGUUCGACCGGAGAAAGAUCUAUAACCCCAAAGUAUGUAGAGGAAGUGGAGACUGUGGAGUCUUCAGCCUCUGAGUCGAGUUCAGGCCUACGUGACAGAGACUCUCACACUCCCCUUGGCAACAUAGCCCACCAGCCUCCUGUCAGACGUACGGUAGGACGAGACAAGACCGGCAGAAUUGGGCUAAAUAUGUAGUAGCUUCUGGCUGCCAGUAAUUAUUUUGUCACUUGACUGUAGAAAAUUGGGUGCUUAUGGGGUAUUAAUCAAGAUGCUUAAUGUUUUUGCUCACUGUCAUAUACACUCAAACGCUCUUUACAUGCAAUGCUUAUGUUUCUGAUUUAUCAAAAAAAGCUAACAAUAUAGACUUCAAAUUGCAUUAUUUUUUCUGUAUAAAAUCUCUCAUCUGUGACUCUUUUCCGGACCUCUUGUAAAGGUGUGCUAGUGCUGCACAUGCAAACGUAAAAAUGCAAAUAUUAUUGAUUUUCUUCACAUAAUUUCUUUUUCAAAUAAAAUAUUCAUAUGCAAAUUAAAUUAAUAAGAAGAGAUCAAAACAACUUAUUUGUAAAAAUGUUUAAUUAAAGAGCAUUGAUUGUGUAUAUCAUCGAAAAGGUUGUGACAUAUUGCAUAGUAUAUGUUUUCGUUAUGGGACUUCUGAGUUAAAUUCGCAUGUCAAUGUAAAUAUGAAAGUCAAUUUACUCAAAUUAACAGUUUAAAGGAUAAGUAUGGUACAAGUGUUAAUUUCUAGCACUGCUAGUCUUGUUUAAAGGGGCCUUUUCACAGAUUUUGGCAUGUUUUGAAGUUUGUCGUUAAAUGCUUUAUAUUGAUAAAUGUAAACAUUGGACCUAAAAAGCUCCAGUAAAAAAAUCAAGAAUAAAAUUUAAAUAAAGGCAAAAAGUAGCCCACAGCAGGGCUCGAACCAGUGACCGCCAGAGUCCUGGAGUAAAAACCAAUUAGACCACUCGGCCAUCCUGCCAAGUAUGAAAGAGAGACGUAUUUUAUACUUUAUAUAAGCAAUCUUCGUAGUUUCACAAAAUUAAACGAAAACAACAGAACUCUUCAAAUUAUUCAAUCAUUUCGCGUUGCAACUCUUUACAAUUGUCAAGUUUUUUAAUUGUCAAAAGAUGCAUAUAAUGGCCAAAUUAGACCAUGAUAAAUUUUCAGUAUUAACGUUAAAGUACCUCUUCUCGAACCUCACCUCUUUUCAAACCCUUCAUUAGUUUACUUUUUAUGCACAUGCGCGCACACGCACUACAUCACCGUAUUUUUAGGUAUUAGUAAUUUGUUUAAGUCGACUCGCGCGUAGCUGCAAAUCGAGGAAAAUGCGUCAAAAAUAGGUAGAAUAAGUUGAUUAAUCAUAAAACACGUAAAAAUCAUUGUAUUUCUUAAUGCUUUUUACAUAUGUAAGGAUUUUCCGUAAAAAAACUAUAAAAACAUGGUCUUAUUUUUGUUCUCAACUUUGCUUGACAAUUUACACAUUUCAGCUGCUGCAGUAAGUCAUGUGACCAUGGUCAAAACAUGUGAUUAAUUUAUUUUAAAUUUUGUACACUGAAUGGUUCGAAAGCAGGUACUCAUUGUUUGGGCAGUAUUGAUAGUUUUACAUGAUAUGGACGUGCUGGAAACUUGCAAAAAUCUGUUAUCAUAAAAGGAUUUACAUAGCAAUUACAGUUGCCAGCCAUGAAGAAACAAGUUAUUUAUCAAAUGUAGUACUUGUAAAUAUGUUUCACUAUUUUCAACUUUAUAUUUGAGUAUAAUUGACGUGUCAAAAAUUAAGAGGUUCGAAAGAUGGUUUGUCCAUGAUACUGUUGCCUCACAAAUAUCAUAACUAAAACGAAAAUUCGCGAAUCUGAAACAACUUUUUUCAACUUUGUCAAUUCACCAAAACUUGAAAAGGCCCCUUUAAAGGCUUUUGCAUCUUUCUGUUUGUGUCCAUGCUAAGUAAAGCAUAACAGUACAUGUAUGCAGAUUUCAAAAUACAAUAGCAAUUAGAUGAUACAUGUAUAUCUCACGUAAUUAUGCUAAGCCUAUGUAAAAUGCUCUCAGCAGGGCAUAAUUAUAAAAGUGCAAAGAUACGCAACAGCUACAAAGUCAAUUCAACAAAAUUAGAACAUUUGCAUUUAUAUCACAGUUUGCCUUCACCAUUUGUAUUCCAUGCACCAAGAUUUAAUUUUAUUCUUUAUACAAAUCUUUAUUUUAUGCUUUCUGGUGGUUUAUAGAGAAAUAUCAGUUAAUUAUCUAUAUUUUUCACUGUUUUACUGUGAAAUGACGUCAUUUUUUCGACGAAAGGACGUCAUCAUUCCAGUGAAAUUCCCCAGUUAAACUCUUUUACAAUAUAAAUGAAAUGUGAAAAAAAAAUAAAAUAAAAAGAAAAUUUGUUGGAUUCGAUGGAAUAUCGAUUUUAAUUCACUUGUGAUCAUAAAAAAUAUAUUUUUCACUCGUAGCUGUGCCACUCAGGAAAAUAUUAUUUUCUAUGAUCACUCGUCAAAUAAAAUCGAUAUUCUAAUGUAAUCCAACAAAUAUCCUCUAUUUAAUUAAUAUUGGCACCUCAUGCUUCUGUACAAAAUUAUUUAAUACUUUUAUUAGUUUUCUAACGGUGAAAUAGGAGGAGACUGGGUUUGAAGAGGUGUGACUGUCUGCACAUAGGGAAUAUGUAAAUUAUUUUAGCUUUUUUGUUCAUCAAAAAUUGUGGUUGCUUUGGUUACAAAAUAAGUGCAAACUUUUGGAAAAAACCUUGGCCUUGCUGCUAUCCAGUUAGCACAGUUGUUCAAUUCCUGUUCAUGGCACAUGAGAUUGGUUGGGGCUCACCAUACCAGUGGGGUUUAUCUCAGAUUCUCUGGGUUCUACCUGCAGCAUGAGAACACACGAAAGUUGUGCAGCUGUCAGAAAAACAGUAAAAUUGAAUAGCUGUUAAUUUCAGCUCUAAUUAAAAGUUCAUUCAAACUUGUUAAGUCUAUGUAGUUAACUAGGAAGGAGUGUUGGGACACACUCCGUUAAGUCUAUGUAGUUAACUAGGAAGGAGUGUUGGGACACGUAGUUAACUAGGAAGGAGUGUUGGGACACGUAGUUAACUAGGAAGGAGUGUUGGGACACAUAGUUAACUAGGAAGGAGUGUUGGGACACACUCCGUUGCUAGACAUAAUGCAGCUUCUGGCGUAGAAUGACGUCAUAAACUUCGAAAAACACACACACACAACCUGUUAUUAUUCAAAAUGUAUAUAAGCUUGGUUCAAGAAAGUGUUUAAUUUGUAAAAUCUGGGGAAAUAUCCAUGGGAUUUCAAAGAACAAGGUUCACAAAGCAUCUAAAUAUGCCAUAUGAAGUGAAAAAAAUAAGUUUCACAAAUCAUCAUUAUUUUGGUGUAUUUGUGGAGCUUAACAUCUUACCUGUACCCUAGAGAUUGUAGUGUCUUUUGUUGCAGAAAUAACUGAAAACUGUCAGCCAAAUCUGGAUCCUGUUACUCAACAAUUACCAUUAACGUUUAUUCCCAGGGGAAGCUUUUUCACUGUUGAUUCAUUAGCCCAUUUAAAUAUGUAUAAGUCUAUGGGUCAAAAUGAAGUUUAGUGUUGAGAAGAUCUAUGCAAGCUGUAUUGAUGAAAUUUUGGGUAAGCCCAGAAUUUGUCAGAACGGUCAAUGUCAAAGUAAAAAUGAGGUCAAGUGAUUUGGGUGUGUUGAAAAUCAUCAUCCAUUUAAAUAUCAAAGAUUUGUAGAAAGCAUUAAUGUAAUAAAAACAGAUUUUAUUUUUAGCUCGACUAUUAUAUAUGAAAUAUAUAUAGUGGAGCUAUCCUACUCACCCCAGCGUCUACCCUAAUUAUUUUCAUUGUCCCUUGACAUAUUGCUUUCAUAUUUUGCAUACUUGUUUACCAACAUGACCCCAACCUAUAAACAAGAGCAGACAACUCUAUCAAGCAUUUUGUCAUAAUUAUUGCCCCUUUUCCACUUAGAAUAUGCAGCAAAUGUUAAAGUUUUCGUACUACCCCAUCUAUUUUCAUUGUCUCUUGACAUAUUGCUUUCAUAUUUUGCAUACUUGUUUACCAACAUCACCCCAACCCAUAAACAAGAGCAGACAAGUCUAUCAAGCAUUUUGUUAUAAUUAUUGCCUUUUUAACCAGGUUUUCCGAAGGAAAAAACUGGUUAUUAGAUUGGCGAAUGCAGGCGGGCUGGCUGGCUGGCUGGCGGGCUGGCUGGCUGGCGGGCGGGCGGAACAAGCUUGUCCGGGCCAUAACUAUGUCGUUCAUCAGAUUUUAAAAUCAUUUGGCACAUUUGUUCACCAUCAUUGGACGGUGUGUCGCGCGAAAUAAUUACGUCGAUAUCUCCAAGGUCAAGGUCACACUUUGAGUUCAAAGGUCAAAAAUGGCCAUAAAUGAGCUUGUCCUGGCCAUAACUAUGUCAUUCAUUGUGAGGAUUUUAAAAUCAUUUGGCACAUUUGUUCACCAUCAUGGGACAGUGUGUCGCACGAAAGAAUCACGUCAAUAUCUCCAAUGUCAAGGUCGCCACGACUAAAAAUAGAUUUUUUUAAAAAACAAACUUACAAAGGGGGUUAAUUUUGUUUGUUCAUUUCAAAAGUUCAGUUUGAGUUUUCUCCCUUUAUCAGAUUUUUUUUUCACAAUGAAAACCUGGUUUUGUGACAAUUUUGUCCCUUGUUUAUACUUAGAAUAUGCAUAUUAUUGAUAAAUCUAUGUUAAAGUUUGCGUACUACCCCAAAUAUUUCCUAUAUCCUUUGACAUAUUGCUUUUAUAUGUUGCAUACUUGUUUACCAACAUGACCCAAACCUAUAAACAAGAGCAGACCACUGUAUCAAGCAUUUUGACAUAAUUAUGGCCCCUUUUACACUUAGAUUAUUGAACCUUUUGCUUAAAUUGUCAUAACUUCUAUAUUUAUGAUCACAUUUUAUUAUUACUUUGACAAAACAACACUUACCUGAACACCACAAUGGAUUCCACCCAAACAAUACCCCACGCCCCUACCAAGAAUCCCUUCCCCACCCCCCUCCCCAACUCCCCCCCCAAUUUUUUAAAGUCCCUCACUAUAGUAGUGGGGGACAUAUUGUUUUUGCCCUGUCUGUUGGUCUGUUGGUUGGUCUGUUGGUUGGUUGGUUGGUUUGCGCCAACGUUAACAUUUGCAAUAACUUUUGCAAUAUUGAAGAUAGGAACUUGAUAUUUGGCAUGCAUAUGUAUCUCAUGGAGCUGCACAUUUUGAGUGGUGAAAAUUCAAGGUCAAGGUCAUCCUUCAAGGUCAAAGGUCAAAUAUAUGGGUCAAAAUCGCUCAUUUAAUGUACACUUUUGCAGUAUUUCAAUAUUCAAGAUAGCAACUUGAUAUUUGGCAUGCAUGUGUAUCUCAUGGAGCUGCACAAUUUGAGUGGUGAAAGGCCAAGGUCAAGGUCAUCCAUCAAGGUCAGAUGUCAAAUAUAUGUGGCCAAAAUCGCUAAUUUUAUGAGUACUUUUGCAAUAUUAAAGAUAGCAACUUGAUAUUUGGCAUGCAUGUGUAUCUCAUGGAGCUGCACAUUUUGAGUGGUGAAAGGUCAAGGUCAAGGUCAUCCUUCAAGGUCAGAGGUCAAAUAUAUGUGGCCCAAAUCGCUAAUUUUAUGAAUACUUUUGCAAUAUGGAAGAUAGCAACUUGAUAUUUGGCAUGCAUGUGUAUCUCAUGGAGCUGCACAUUUUUAGUGGUGAAAGGUCACAGUCAAGGUCAUCCUUCAAGGUCAAAUAUAUGGGUCAAAAUUGCUCAUGUAAUGUCACUUCUGCAAUAUUGAAGCUAGCAAUUUUAUAUUUGAAAUGCAUGUGUAUCUCAUGGAGCUGCACAUUUUGAGUGGUGAAGGGUCAAGGUCAAGGUCAUCCUACAAGGUCAAACGUCAUAUAGGGGGACAUUGUGUUUCACAAACACAUCUUGUUUUUAAACAUCAUCUAAUAAAUGACCACACCCAACAUUAUACCCCCCUACCCCCCCAAUUAUUUUUUUCCUUUUUUUAUUUUUGAAAGAUCGUCUAAUAAAUGACCAUACCCCACAUUAUACCCCCUCUCAACCCCCCCCCCCCCCAAAAAAGAUAAUAAUAUUUUUGUCCUUUUAUUAGCUCACCUGAUUGCUCAGGGGAGCUUUUGUGACCGGUCUUUGUCCGUCGUCUGUCCGUCCGUCGUCAACAUUUGGUUUGUAAACACUCUAGAGGCCACAAUUAUUGUCCGAUCUUCAUGAAACUUCUUCAGAAGCUUUGUCCCAAUGAAACCUCGGUUGAGUUCGAAACUGGGUCGUGUCGGGUCAAAAACAAGGUCACUAGGUCAAAAAAAAAAAACACCUUGUAAACACUGUAGAAGUCACAUUUCAUGCCCAAUCUUCAUGUUUCUUUGUCAAAAUGUUUGCCUUAAUGAUAUGUUGGUUGAGUUCAAAAGUGGUUCCAGUCCGUUGAAAAACAUGACCGCCAGUGGGCGGGGCAGUUUUCCUUAUUUGGCUAUAGAGAAACCUUGUAAACACUCUAGAAGUCACAAUUUUUGCCCAAUCAUCAUGAAAGUUGGUCAAAACAUUGGUUUUAUUGAUAUCACGGACGAGUUCGAAAAUGGUCCAGAUCGGUGAAAAAACAUGGCCGCCAGUGGGUGGGGCAUUUUUCUCUAUAUGUAUAAAGUGAAAACAUGUGAACACUCUAGAAGUCACAUUUUUGGCCAAAUUUUCAUGAAAUUUGGUCAGAACAUUUGUUUCCUUGAUAUGAGAGUUGAGUUCGAAAAUGGUUCCGGUCAGUUAAAAAACAUGGCUGCCGGUGGGGGGGGGGGGGGAGGGAGCAGUUUUCCUUAUUUGGCUAUAAAAAAACCUUAUAAACACUCUAGAAGUCACAAUUUUUGCCCAGUCAUCAUGGAAUUUGGUCAAAACAUUGGUUUUAUUGAUAUCUCGGACGAGUUCAAAAAUGGUCCAGAUCAGUGAAAAAACAUGGCCGCCAGUGGGCAGGGCAUUUUUCUCUAUAUGUAUAUAGUGAAAACAUGUGAACACUCAAGAUGUCACAUUUUUGGCCCAAUUUUCAUGAAAUUUAGUCAAAACAUUUCUUUCCUUGAUAUGAGAGUUUAGUUUGAAAGUGGUUCCGGUCAGUUGAAUAACAUGGCUGCCAGGGGGGGGGGGGAGGGCAGUUUUCUUAUAUUUAUAUUGUAAAAAAAGCUUGUGAACACUCUAGAAAUCACAUUUUUUGCCCAAUCAUCAUGAAACUUGGUACAAAGAUUGGUUUUAUAUAUAUCACAUAAAUAAUGCCAUAAUUAUUGCCCUUAGAUUGUCCAAAUUUUCAUUAUAUUAUACAAAAUCCUUGUAAACACUCUAGAGGUCACAUUUUGUUUCAGAUUUUAUGAAUCUUGGUCAUAAUAUUUGUUUUUGUAAGCAAAGUUUGAUGUUUGGUAAGGGGGGUUCAACUCAAAAUAUAGGUCACCAGGACAAAUCUUACAAAAACAAAAACACUAUAUGCCAGAGUUUUGGUUCAAUAAUGAUGAAACUUGACCAGGAUGUUUGUCUGGACAAUAUCUAGGUCAAGUUUGACGUUUGGUAAAGAUUGAAUGAACCGACUCCUCUCAGGUGAGCGAACUAGGGCCAUCUUGGCCCUCUUGUUAUUUUUUAAAUAUUGUCUAAUAAAUUAUUGAAUAUGAACAAUUUCACCAUGAUGGCUUACAUUAUAAUGUCAAGCACUCGAAUAGUCGAGCGCGCUGUCCUCUGACAGCUCUUGUGGGUUUACCUGGUACAUAUGAAAGAACACACACACACACUGGCAGUCAAAUGGCUUUUUGCCUCCAGGCAUCGGUAGUUUCGGGUUCAUAAUUAAGAGAGGCUCGGGAAUAUCCACAGUAUGUUAGCUUUUUAUCUGACAAAAAUUGUUAUUGCUUUAAUUGCAAAUAUAAGUAAAAAUCAAAGUCUGGAUCCUGUGAAAACUAAAAAAGUACUUAAGCUCACUUCAACUGUUUGUUAUUGGCGUCGCUCUGGAGAGCGGCGACUAGUAUGUAAUGCAUUUUUUUUAGCUCAGCUGAGCACAACGUGCUCAUGGUGAGGUUUUGUGAUUGCCUUUUGUCUGUCGUCCGUCGUGCGUUGUGCGGCAUCAACAUUUGACUUGUUAACUCUCUAGAGGCCACAUUUAUUGUCCAAUCUUCAUGAAAUUAGGUCAGAAGAUUGGUCUCAAUGAUAUCUUGGAUGAGUUUGAAAAUGGUCACGUUUGCUUAAAAACAUGGCUGCCAAGGGGCGGGGCAUUUUUCCUUAUAUGGCUAUAUAUGGCUACAGUUAAAUCUUGUUAACACUCUAGAGGCCACAUUUAUUGUCCGAUCCUCAUGAAACUUGGUCAGAAGAUUCAUCCCAACGAUAUCUUGAACGCGUUCAUAAAUGAUGUCGGUUGGUUGAAAAACAUGGCCACCAGGGGGCGGGGCAUUUUUUUUAUAUGGCUAUAGUAAAACCUUGUUAACACUCUAGAGGCCACAUUUAUUUUCCGAUCUUCAUGAAACUUGCUCAGAUGAUUUGUCCCAAUGAUAUCUUAGAUGAGUUCAAAAAUGGUAACCUUGGCUUGAAAAACAUGGCUGCCAAUGGGCGGGGCAUUUUUCCUCAUAUGGCUAUAGUAAAAUCUUGUUAACUUUCUAGUUUGUUCAAUCUACUUGAAAUUUGGUCAGAACAUUGGUUUCCUGUGUAGUAAAGUUUGGUUUUAUUAUGUCAAUAUUAUGUGACAUUAACUGUUUUAUGUAAUUUUUCAUUACACAGAAUUUUCAUAGUUAACAUAACUGUUUAAGUCAUUAACACUUAUGAUAAGCCUUUCAACUAAGAGAUAACUGACAGAAACACAACUUGUACAUGAUUUUGCAGUAUUUAUGCAGUAUAUAUCUCCCUUGUUUAACCUAGUUCAGUAAUCUAUUUUUAGUUCUGCUCUGGAAUUUGGGAAGAUAUUGAUCAUUGAUAAAUGCACUGUUCUGAGGGAAAAAUGACUUCUCUGCCAGUGAUCUCUUCUGAACUGUAUAAAAUAAGCUGUUUUGGCUGAUUUAAACACCUCUUGAUGCCUUCUUGAAAAGUUAACAGCUCUUGAAAAAGGUUGGAAUUUUGAAAUAAUUAAACUCUUAAUUAUUUUUAACACCAGCAUCAAGACAUUUUGGCAUUAUUUUCUAAAACUUCAUAGGUACAUUGAUCAUGACUCGCAGAUGACCCCUAUUGAUUUUGAGGUCACUAGGUCAAAGGUCAAGGUCACGGUGACCAGAAAUAGUAAUAUGGUUUUUGAAUGAUAACACAAGAACGCAUACCCCUAGGAUCAUGAAACUUCAUGGGUAGAUUGAUCAUGACUUGCAGAUGACCCCUAUUGAUUUUGAGGUCACUAGGUCAAAGGUCAAGGUCAUGGUGACCCGUUAUAGUAAAAUGGUUUCCGGAUGAUAACUCAAGAACGCAUACGCCUAGGAUCAUGAAACUUCAUGGGUAGAUUGAUCAUGACUCGCAGAUGACCCCUAUUGAUUUUGAGGUCACUAGGUCAAAGGUCAAGGUCACGGUGACCCGAAAUAGUAAAAUGGUUUUCGGAUGAUAACUCAAGAACGCAUACGCCUAGGAUCAUGAAACUUCAUAGGUAGAUUGAUCAUGACUUGCAGAUUACCCCUAUUGAUUUUGAGGUCACAAGGUCAAAGGUCAAGGUCACGGUGACCUGAAAUAGUAAAAUGAUUUUCGGAUGAUAACUCAAGAACGCUUUUGCCUAGGAUCAUGACACUUCAUAGGUACAUUGAUCGUGACCCUCAGAUGACCCCUAAUGAUUUUCAGGUCACUAGGUCAAAGGUCAAGGUCACAGUGACAAAAAUCGUAUUCACACAAUGGCUGCCACUACAACAGACAGCCCAUAUGGGGGGCAUGCAUGUUUUACAAACAGCCCUUGUUUUUAUAUAGAUUUUGAACUUCUUUUUACAUUCAUUAAGGUAUUUGCUGUAUGUUGUUCAUUUUUGUAACGAUACUUAGAUUUUUUAGACUUGGCUUGUACCUGUGCUUAAUUUUCUGUCAUUUUUUUUCAUUUUCCGAGUUCUUGGAAUAAAAAUUAGUUAUUUUUGUUAAAGCUGUCUUGGUUUUCACCUAUAAAUAAAUUCUUUGAGUGUAUUUAGGCGUCCCUGACUGAACGCCUUUAGUUAAUUGAAUUACAACCAGUCAGUAUAGUCAUCCUGAAUGGAAAUAAGAGUUUGUCAAAUAAAUAUUCCCGCAUUACAUAAGUGCUCACAAAGUUACAUAACUUGUAACCGUCCUGUGACCAGUUCAUUUGCGUAAGCGAAGAAGACCGAACUACCACACCUGGAUAGGACAGUUGAGUUCGAUAAUGGUUUGGAUCGGUAAAAAAAAACAUGGCUGCCAGGGGGGGGGGGCAUCUUUUUCCUUAUAUUUAGAUAGUAAAAAAGCUUGUGAACACUCUAGAAGUCACAUGUUUUGCCUAAUCAUCAUGAAAUUUUGUCAAAACAUAAGUUAUGUGGAUGUCUCAGACGAGUUUGAAAAUGGUCAUGAUCAGUGAAAUAACAUGUCCGCCAGGGAGUGGGGCAGUUUUCUUUAUAUAUAUAUAGUGACAACAUGUGAACAGUCUAGAAGACACAUUUUUUUCUCAAUCUUCAUGAAAUUUGGACAUAUCUUGGAAGAGUUAAAAAAUGGUUCAGGUCUGUUAAAAAAACAUGGCCGCCAAGGGGCCAUUUGUUGUUCAUUCUUCAUGAUACUUGGUUAGAACAUUUGUUCCAUUGUUAUCUUGGGCUGCAAAGAACAGGUCAUUUCUUUUUAUCUCAGGUGAGCGACUUUGGGCCUUUGAGGCCCUCUUGUUUUCGCUUAUGGGAGGAGCAGUUAUUGUACGGAUCAAUAUAUAUAUUUUUGUUUUAAGAAUAUCUUGCAUAGUGGUGAUUUUUGUAUAAAUUAGUGUAAAUAAGUACUGCAUUUGUGCCUAUUAUAUUUAUUACAACAUUUAUUGCCAAUAAUGCAAAGUUAAUUCUUUUAAUUAAUAGCUAAACACAGGGACUGGGCACUAAUAAAAGAUCACAGGGACUGGGCAAAUAUGCGAACCGGUGAAACUUUAAAUAAAUAGUCAACAUUUUUGUCUGAAACUUUCAACAGUCGCCGAUGUAGUGGAUGAGGUGUCCGCCUAGCGGUCGGGAGUUGGUGGGUCCGAUUCCCAGGCGGGGAGCAUUUUUUUAUAUACUAUUUAUUUUAUUUAUAUAUUUAUAUAUAUAUUAUAUUUUUAAUAUAAAUAUAUAUAUAUAUAUUUUAUAUUUUUUAAAUUUAUUUUUUACAUAUUAUUUUAAAUAGAAUUUAAAAAUACUGCGUUUUAAUGCGACCUAAAUACAACAUUGCACAUUUUUAUUAAAAUUAAUGGAUGCCACGUGGUGACGUUAAUUAAAAUUUCUUACAUCUCUUAAAUAUCUUAUAAAAAAAUACACGUGUUUUUAUAUUAACAAAUAAAUGCAAACAACACAUCUAUUUUGCAUGUAUUUUUGUUUUUGUUUAUGGUUGUCUAUCAUAGGCCCUAAGUACUAUCCCUACCACAUAAAGAGCGCGAAGCGCGACACGUAUUAUUGAUUGUAACAAUGAGUUGUGAUAAAGGAAGCAGCCGCUUAUCAAGGAGGAGCUGUGUCCCAGCAACACGUUUCCCUAGAGUCAAGCACUCCUCAGAGUUUUUUUUUCAAGAACCACAUAUAGAGCACGAAGCGCGACAAGUAUUACUAUCCAGGUGGUAUGGACCCUUUGGUAUGGACCCUUUGGUAUGGACUUUUUAGGUGACACUAUCAAUGCGCAUUUUGUGAGAUGAAGCAGAUUUUUUUUAAACCUACACAGUUCUGUUCCAUUAAUGAAAAUUGCACACGGAUGCCAGUAAAAAAGGAAACCAAUGUUUUUAAAAUGAACUAUGGAAUAUUUGGGGGUUACAACACAAAAUCAUAGAUAAUGGUUAUACCAGUAUCUUUUUCUGUUUUGAUUAAAAUAAUCGGCCAAUAUAUUUAUAUUUACAGUAGAAAAAAAAUCGUUCCAUGUAAUUUCAUUGAGUGCCUUUAACACUGAAAUUCCCGACAUCCUUUGAUGCUUUGCAUCAAUAUUUAUCUUGUAAUGCUCUUUUAUUCAUAGUGUCAAAUCUCUGUUUUUAUGAUUUUUUAAAACCUGUUUUAUUUGUAAUUAAAAACAUUUAAUGCAUAGACAUUGUUAUCAUGUGCAUUUAAAAUGCAUUUAAUACUAUGUUAUUUAAGCAGUAGGAAUGAAGAUUUUUGAAGACAAAUGGAAAGAAGACUUUCUAGCAAUUGUUUGGCACGAAGUUAAGUGGUUCUAAGUUUUGUUUUUGGUCACUGGGACUAUAAGUAACCAGGAGUUGACUGUUUAUGUAAAUGAGCAGAAAACAAUUGAUGAUGCUUGCACAGUUAUGAUCACUCUUUUGUCUAUCUGGUAUAAUAGGUGGAUUUGGUGAUUUGCCUUACAUUAUUAGCUACGGUAUUUUGCAUUAGGUUAAUGAUAGGGAAUAACAGUAGAGAAUAUGAUAGUGUUUACUUUGAAAAUGACAUAUUUUCAUGUUAAACUUGAACAAAAUGAGGUAAAAGAGGGUUAGGAGAGCAUGUCUUUUGAAGUAAGUGCUAAAGACUUGCCAUAGAUCUGACUUUUUUAAGCCCCUCUUCAAAAAAGAAGGGGUAUAUUGUUUUGCUUGAUGUCAGUCGGUCUGUCUCUCGGUAGAGCAGUCUUAAUGUCGGUAGACCAGUUUGUUUCCAAACCAUAACUCGUCAACGAAUUGACCGAUUGGCUUGAUACUUCUCAUGUGCAUUGCCCUUGGACAGUAGAUGACCCCUAUUGAAAUUGGGGUCACUAGGUCAACGGUCAAGGUCACUAUCACAAUGUCAGUCAGUCUGAUGUCGGUAGACCAGUCUGAAUGUUGGAAGACCAGUUCAUUUCAGAAUCAUAUCUUGUCAACGAAUUGACCGAUUGCAAGGCUUGACAUGUGCAUUGGCCUUGGACAGUAGAUGACCCCUAUUGAAAUUGUCGUCACUAGGUCAAAAUAACUAUCACACUAAGUGUUAAGAUCAUUUUGGAUCAAUAACUUGUCAACCAAUUGACUGAUUGGUUUGAUACUAAACAUGUGCAUUGGCCUUGGGCAGUAGAUGACCCCUAAUGAAAUUGGGGUCACUAGGUCAAGGUCACUAUCACACUGUGAUAAGUGUGAACAUAGUUUCAGAUCAGUAACUUGUCAACUAAUUGACCGAUUGGCUUCAUACUUCACAUAAGCAUUUGCCUUGGACUGUAGAUGACCCAUAUUAAAAUUGGGUCACUAGAUCAAGGUCACUAUUGCACUAAGUGUGAAAAUAGCUUAAGAUCAAUAACUUGUCAACCAUUCGACCGAUUGGCUUUAAACUUCACGUGUUUUGGCCGUGGACAGUAGAUAACCCCUAUUGAACUUUGAGUUACUAGGUCAAAGGUCAAGGUCACUGUUGCACAUUAAGAGUACAAUCGUUUCCGAUAAAUAACUUGUCAACUGAUUCACCGAUUGGCUUGAUACUUCCCAUGUGCAUUGGGCUGGGACAGUAGAUGACCCCUAUUGAAAUUGGGGUCACUAGGUUAAAGGUUAACGUCACUGUUACACACUAAGUUUGAAAUCGUUUCUCAACAAUAAAUCGUCAACUGAUUCACUGAUUGGCUUGAUACUUCCCAUGUGCACUGGCCUUGGACAAUAGAUGACCCCUAUUGAAAUUAGGUCACUAGGUCAAGGUCACUGUUACACACUAAGUGUGAAAUCAUUUCUGAUCAAUAAUUCAUCAACUGAUUCACUGAUUGGCUUGAUACUUCUCAUGUGCAUUGGUCGUGGACAGCAGAUGACACCUAUUGAAAUUGGGGUCACUAGGUCAAAGGUCAUGGUCACUGGCACAAGUAGUGGGAAAAGCGUUUCUAAUCAAUAACUGGUCAACGAAUCAACCAAUUGGCUUGAUAUUGCCCAUGCGCAUUGGCCUUGGACAGUAGAUGACCCCUAUCAGAAUUGGGGUCACUAGGUCAAAGGUCAAGGUACUGUCAAGAUAAGUGUGACAAUUUUCCAAUCAAUAACUCAUCAACGAAUUGACCAAUUGGCUUGAUACUUCACAUGCGAAUUGGCCUUGGACAGUUGAUGACCCCUAUUGAAAUUCGGGUCACUAGUUCAAAGCCCUGUUUGGGGGGCAUAUAUCUCCGAACGCAGAACACUUGUUGUUUAGGUGUUUGUGAUAUUCAGAGUUUGUAUAGUUGCAUGACAUGUGUUGCUUUUGCAUGUUCAUAUGUUUAUUAAUAAUUCUUAUUGUUGUUUACACUGUUUUUUAAGCUAAUUGAAAAUGAAAGAUGCUUAUUGUUUAAACCAUACUCGAAAAAACACAACAUG
This is a messenger RNA of Dreissena polymorpha, 16322 nucleotides long. Its product is annotated as solute carrier family 15 member 4-like. NCBI's taxonomy places the organism in Eukaryota, Metazoa, Mollusca, Bivalvia, Myida, Dreissenidae. The coding region runs from base 103 to 2223 and encodes 706 amino acids. The record is from RefSeq and is a predicted model, not a curated record. Gene Ontology annotation, cellular component: membrane. Gene Ontology annotation, molecular function: transmembrane transporter activity. The transcript is spliced from 8 exons. Gene Ontology annotation, biological process: transmembrane transport.